Molecule: messenger RNA, 420 nt
Organism: Glycine soja
Lineage: Eukaryota; Viridiplantae; Streptophyta; Magnoliopsida; Fabales; Fabaceae
Exons: 1
Coding region: 1-420 (139 amino acids)
Source: RefSeq, a predicted model, not a curated record
AUGUCUUCUUUAUCGCUUUGUGGUAUUCUUGAACCUAGAAAACUAGUUGAAGCCAAUUAUGAUGAUUGGUACCACAACUUGAGAAUUGUUCUCAUGCAUGAGAAGCUUAUUGACACUAUUGAUAAGCCUCCCAUGGAAGCACCUGAUCUGAGUGAUGCUAAAGCAACCAAGGUUUUUCAAAAGUACCUAGAUGAAUGCCUUACUGCUAAGUGCAUUAUCUUGGCAUCAAUGAGUUCAGAACUCCAGAGGCAACAUCAAGACAUGGACCCAUAUGAGAUUGUCGAACAUCUUAAGAAGAUGUACGGUGGUCAAAGCAGGAUGACUAGAUUUCAGUUAUCUAAGGCUCUAUUUAGAUCCUCACUUGCUGUAAAUGAAAAUGUUGGACCCCAUGUUGGACACAAACAAAUAAAAUUUUGUUAG